Rhincodon typus (whale shark) is the source of this 1652-nucleotide messenger RNA. RefSeq names its product insulin-like growth factor 2 mRNA-binding protein 3-B. The record is from RefSeq and is a predicted model, not a curated record. The coding region runs from base 208 to 546 and encodes 112 amino acids. The transcript is spliced from 4 exons. Lineage: Eukaryota; Metazoa; Chordata; Chondrichthyes; Orectolobiformes; Rhincodontidae. Gene Ontology annotation, molecular function: RNA binding.
AGCAACGUCCUGUGACAUUUUCAGUUUGACUCAACGGGGUUUGGGGGUAGCAGAUAGACUUUCACAGCCCGCCAUACCGUUUCAUAACUCCCUGUUUCCGCCUAACACUUUUUCUUUGGCCGUUUUGUGUUUUUCUCUCUCUCUCCUCCCUUUGCAACAACCGUUUACCAUUUUAGUUGCUGCUCCUGAGAAGCCCUAAGAAUCACAAUGAACAAGCUGUACAUCGGGAAUCUGAGUGAGAGCGUGACUGUGCCAGAGUUAGAAACUAUCUUCAACGACUGGAAGAUUCCUUUUUCUGGGCAGUUUCUACUCAAAGCGGGCUAUGCCUUUGUAGAUUGCCCAGAUGAGAGCUGGGCAAUGAAAGCGAUCGAUACCUUAUCCGGUAAAGUGGAACUCCAUGGGAGACACAUAGAAGUGGAACACUCAGUACCCAAGAGGCAGAGAAAUUUAAAAGGUCACGAUUUGAGAAUGGGGACAGGGUGGACGGUUAGAGAUGCACCAUUUCCAACACCACCCCCCCCACCUUUGGCUAAACCGCUCAAGUAGAUCACGUUUCAAACGCUGAAGCCUUGCUUUGGGUUCAAAUCUCAUUUGACUGCAAAGCCGAUUCCGGGAACGCCUCGACCUACGGGAGAGAGCUUACAAGAAAUGAGCUGAGGGGGCAGUGGGGAAAUCAACCUUCCGAGUUUCUUUUCCACCCUUUCCAUGUUCGCUUUGAAUCGCUAAGGGACGCGUUGUCUUGAAACUAAGGAUUCUUUGCAACAGAACUGUGCGAAUGCGUUGGCAUUUUCAUGUCCCUAUAUUGCUCUGUGUGCAAUAGUUAACGAAUUCUGUUUGAUGUGUUUUUCCAUGCAUGACCUUUUUCAAAACGGGAUGCACAAUUCCAAUAAGAAAGUUUGAUUGAGUUCUCAUUCAGAAACCAAAGUUUUUGACCCAGAAUCUAACGUGAUGGCUAUUCAGUGUGGAACCUGGCUUGGGUUGCAGACAUACCUGUAAAAGUAUUUGCUUGUUCUUGCUUUAAAGCAUUUGGUGUAUGUGUAUCUUUGCAUAAUCUGAUAAACUGGAUGGUGCCUGUUGUAAAAUGUCUAUAAGUGCUGGUUCAAAAAAUACCAUAAAACAAGUUAAGCACUGGAUUAGAAACAAUAACUUGAUAUCAAUUCAUAUUAUUAUCUAUUUAAAAUGAUAGAGUAGAGAGAGCAAGUUAUUAGUUCAGUUUAGCUGUAGCUAUUGUCCUCCAUGUUAGCAUUUUAACCAGACAGUUGUACGCUUUGUAACGCAACAUCAUCUGGUAUGUUAGAUAUAAUCCAGGGAGGUUUGUAAAUCAAACUAUGUCCCCCUCUGUAUUUUCAAAAGGCUGAAGAUGAAGUUUGAAUCAGCCAAUUUGAAAGUUUUGAAAAGUAGUUAAAACAUUCAGCAAAACAUAAUUUAAAGUCAAUUGUCAUGGCUAUAAUCAAUGAUUUAAAAAAAAUCUGAUCAGAACAUUAAAAAUUUAGUUAAGAACUUUUUGCCUUGCUCUUUAUUGAUUAACCUGGUUUGGAAGGAAUGAUGAGUAAACACUAAAUAUAUAGACUGCAAACACAAUUUAUUGUUUUUACUGCCCAAUUUAGUUUAAAAAUUCAAUAGUUAAAAUUCAAUUCUUUGGUGGUGGUGAA